AUGGGGAAGCCCUUGCAGGUCCUUUUUCUCUGUCUGAUCUUUACUGUGCUCCUCAAACUUGGUCAAGGAGCCAGACAGGGACAGGAUAUCAAGUGUGGAGCAUGUAGGGCCUUGGUGGAUGAAAUGGAAUGGGCCAUUUCUCAAGUGGAUCCUAAGAAAAUGAUCCAGACGGGAUCGUUCAGGAUCAACCCUGAUGGAAGCCAAUCUGUACGAGAGGUUCCUUUCGCCCGCUCUGAGGGUCAUCUGCUGGAGCUGAUGGAAGAGGUGUGUGAAAACAUGAAGGAUUAUGGGGAACGUGUGGACCCCAACACUAACCGCAAGACCUAUGUGAGAGUUACCUCCCGUGACGGCACAGCCAUGGAUCUCUCAGAUGCAGCCUUAGACUCCAGAGUCAGCUCCAGCCUGAAGUUUGCUUGUGAAACCAUUGUUGAGCAACAUGAAGAUGAAAUCAUUGAAUUCUUUUCCCACGAAACGGACAAUGUUAAAGAUAAACUCUGCAGCAAGCGAACAGACCUUUGUGACCAUGCGUUGAAAAUUCCUCACGAUGAGCUAUAACCCUGAGCUCUGUACCACUGCACUCCAUCCAGAGGUCACCUGAGGUCCAAGGUUGUGCUGCAGUGUCUCAUGACUGACUUCUCUGACACCACACCUCUGGACUGUGGUCAGAGCGAGGAUUCCAACCCAUCUAGUAGAUCCGUUCCAGUAGAUCUGCCCAACCUGUGAUAGCUUAGACAACUCACUUACUCCAGUUCACUCAACUUUUAGAUAUUUUGGCUGAGCUGUGUUUGAAUUGACUUUGGACUGUGUGCUGAUUCUAACGAGCCAUAGAACUUCGGCCACACUCCGAACCGGACAGUCUUUUGGGACCACUCUGUGAGAUGUAAUUUCCCUCGACGUGCAGGAAGCCAGUCAGUUGUGUCCAAGUAAUGUUUGUCAGUGCUCGUUGCUGACAUCAUCAUGUCCUGUACAUCUGGGUUUUGUCACUGCCUUGAGAGCUUAUAAAGAUAUGCCUACU
Molecule: messenger RNA, 1015 nt
Organism: Chanos chanos (milkfish)
Lineage: Eukaryota; Metazoa; Chordata; Actinopteri; Gonorynchiformes; Chanidae
Gene: cnpy2
Product: canopy FGF signaling regulator 2
Exons: 5
Coding region: 1-555 (184 amino acids)
Cellular component (GO): endoplasmic reticulum
Source: RefSeq, a predicted model, not a curated record